CCCUACUUUUAUUUUCACUCUCUUAUCUCACUCUUCAACAGUUAGUUCCAGAAUCCCGACCAAAUACAUCACCAAAUUAAAGUAUUCCAAAAUAUUUCCUUCAAUUUCUCUUUAUCUUUCCCUUUCCCCGAAAAUUUCCCCUCCAAAUUCAUCACUUCUUCUUCUUCUCCCAAUGUUGUCUUGUCCUUUGCUUGUUAUCUUCACUGUCUUCUUCAGUCUCCCAUUCAUCUUCUUCUUUGCUCCACAAAUCCUCCCUCCGGCUGACUUCACGUUCACUGUCUCCGACGACGUCGACGACCUCGCUCUCUUCACCAGAGCAUCACGCGCCGCCCAUUCCGUUUCCACCACCAACCGCUUAGGCGCCACAAAUCCUAAACCCAAAAUCGCUUUCCUCUUCCUCACGAACUCCAAUCUCUCCUUCGCCCCGCUCUGGGAAAAAUUCUUCCAUGGAAAUCGUAAUCUCUUCAACAUCUACAUCCACUCAGACCCAUCCGUUUACAUCACCCCUCCCGGUGGCGUUUUGCGCGACCGAUUCAUCCCGUCGAAGAAAACUUUCCGCGCGUCACCGUCCCUGAUCGCUGCCGCGCGCCGCCUACUCGCCAACGCCCUGAUCGACGACCCGAUGAACCAGUACUUUGCUCUUGUGUCCCAGCAUUGCAUCCCACUCCACUCCUUCCGUUACAUGUACCGUUCCCUCUUCGGCAACGAACUAACGAUUCUCACGAGUUUUACGUUUUCUCAGUCUAACUACAAGAGCUAUAUCGAGAUACUUGCCGACGAGCCCAAUCUGUACGACCGAUAUGUGGCGCGUGGGGAGCACGCGAUGUUACCGGAAGUGACGUUUGAUGAGUUCCGGGUCGGGUCACAGUUCUUCGUGCUGACCCGGCGGCAUGCGGCAGCUGUCGUGAGGGAUAGGAGGUUGUGGAAGAAGUUCAGGCUGCCGUGUGUGACCGAGGAGCCGUGCUACCCGGAGGAGCACUACUUUCCGACCCUUUUGUCCAUGGAGGAUCCGAAUGGGUGUACCGGAUUCACCCUCACGAGGGUGAACUGGACGGGAUGCUGGGACGGCCACCCGCGCUUGUACACGUCAUCGGAGGUCUCGCCGGAGCUGGUUUUCCAGUUAAGGCAGUCAAAUUACUCAGGGUAUGACUACAUGUUUGCGAGGAAGUUCUCGCCGGAGAGUCGUGAGCUGUUGAUGGAAAUCGCCGAUGACGUCAUUUUCCGAGAUUGAAGUAUUUAUCCUCUUUCAGGAUCAGGACAACUUGGGCAUCUUUGUUGAUAAUGGCAAAGAAGGCAUGUUGAUGCACGGUGCCGCUGCCACUGGUAAAGCUUCAUUUAGCAAUAUGUGAAUAGAAAAUAUAAAUUUUUGUUUUUGUUUCUUUAAAUUACAGAAUCAGUUGUGAGUGAAAUGCCUGGUAAGUGAGAGAAGUGUCAUCUGAAAAUGUUGUCCUUCGAAAAUAGCAUUUCUAGAGAGGUAUGCAAGGUUGUUGUGGGAGGAGGUUAAGAGAAAAUGGAUAUCGUGCAAUGAUGCACGAAUUCAAAAGGAAUUUGUGUGGAAAGAAGCGGAAAAGCUAAUGUCCUUUUUGGAUGUCUGCGAUCAAAUUGGAAUGAUACAGAGAAGAUUAGCAUGGCC
Messenger RNA from Neltuma alba, 1633 nucleotides. RefSeq names its product glycosyltransferase BC10. NCBI's taxonomy places the organism in Eukaryota, Viridiplantae, Streptophyta, Magnoliopsida, Fabales, Fabaceae. The record is from RefSeq and is a predicted model, not a curated record. Bases 173 to 1231 code for a protein of 352 amino acids. Gene Ontology annotation, molecular function: glycosyltransferase activity. The transcript has 2 exons. Gene Ontology annotation, cellular component: membrane.